AUGAAGGAAGGUGAGAGUUUGGCAACUCAUCUUCAAACACUGAAAUCUCUGUUUCUUCAACUACAGCAGAGAGGUAAGCGUUAUGAUGAGACUGACCAAACAUACAUUAUCCUUUCAAGUUUGCCUGAAAGCUGGUUGCCUGUGAUUAACAGCAUGGAGAAUAUGCAUCCCCGAGAUCUGACCCUUGAGUAUGUGGUUGGCAGAUUGACCAAAGAAGCAGAAAGAAGGUCAGAUAGACAGGCUGAACUCCAAGAGCGGAGGAGUUACAGUCGAGGGGGCCAGCAGCAGAAUCUGCCAAUGGAGCAACGCCAAGGUUUGGACUUGGCCAUGGUGGUGAGGAGGUGCUAUAGAUGCAACCAACCUGGGCAUCUCCAACGUCAAUGCAGGGCAAGACUUCCAGGAGACGACGUGGAGCAGAGACAGCAAUCGACGCAGAAACAUAAGCAGAAGGGGUUCUCUUCAGGGAAGAAGAACACGCGUUCUGCUCAGUUUGUGUCUGCAUUUUCUCGAGAGGAGAGGAAGAUACCUCGAGGAACAUGGUUGCUGGACUCUGGCAGCAGCAGGAUUAUGUGCAACAGUCGGGAGGACUUUAAGACCCUGGAGAAGCCAGCUGAUGGAAAAGACUCAAUCUAUCUUGCUGAUGGUCGUAGAAGCAAGAUUGAUGGCCAGGGAACAUGUUUCCUGCAGUGGUUGAACACUACUCUACCAGAGAUUCUGUUUGUCAGCAGUUUGGACUAUUGUUUACUGUCUGUAAGCUGUUUGAUUAAAGCAGGGUAUAGUGUUAAGUUCACGCAGGAUGGCUGUCUGAUAAAGAAUGGAACUCAGGUAUGUGGCUAUGCAAAGAUGGAAAAUGGGUUAUAUGUAAUGCAGGACAAGCCUGUUAAAGCAGCCCAGGUGGUUUAG
Molecule: messenger RNA, 903 nt
Organism: Podarcis lilfordi (Lilford's wall lizard)
Lineage: Eukaryota; Metazoa; Chordata; Lepidosauria; Squamata; Lacertidae
Source: the annotation of a GenBank genome assembly